AUGGCUGUCCGCGACGAGCCGCUGCAUAUCCUCUUCUUCCCGUUCCUGGCGUCCGGCCACCUCAUCCCUAUCGCCCACAUGGCCGCGCUCUUCGCCGGCCGCGGCGUCAGGUGCACCAUCCUCACCACGCCCGUCAACGCCGCUAUCAUCCGCUCUGCCGUCGACCGGGCCAACGACGCCUUCGCCGGCACUGGCUCCCCGGCCAUCGACAUCGCCGUCGUGCCCUUCCCAGACGUCGGGCUCCCGCCGGGCGUCGAGAACGGCACGGCCCUCGCGUCCCAGGACGACCGCGACAAGUUCUACCAAGCGGUCAGGCUUCUCCGGGAGCCCUUCGACCGGUUCCUGGCCGACCACCGCACCGACGCCGUCGUGUCCGACAUCUUCUUCGACUGGUCCGUCGACGCCGCCGCGGAGCGCGGCGUCCCGCGCAUCGCGUUCCUCGGCAGCAGCAUGUUCGCGCGCGCCUGCAGCGACAGCAUGCUGCGGCACAACCCGCUGGAGAACGCCCCCGACGACCCCGACGCCCUCGUUUUGCUGCCGGAGCUGCCGCACCGCGUCGAGCUGAGGCGGAGCCAGAUGCUGGACCCGGCGAAGAGGCCGUGGCACUGGGAGUUCUUCAAAAGCAUGAACGCCGCCGACCAGAGGAGCUUCGGCGAGGUGUUCAACAGCUUCCACGACCUCGAGCGGGACUAUGUCAAGCACUUCCAAAAGACGCUCGGCCGGCGCGUGUGGCUCGUCGGGCCGGUGGCCCUCGCCAGCAAGGACAUGGCUUUCAACAACGAGACGCUCGUCGUGGAGCAGCUCAAGGUGGGCGUCAGCAUCGGGGCCAAGGACUACGCGUCAGGCAUCGAGGCCCACGAGGUGAUCGCCGGCGAGGUGAUCGCGGAGUCCAUCCAGAGGUUGAUGGAGAGCGACGCCAUCCAGAAGAAGGCUAAGGACCUCGGUCUGAAGGCAAGGAGCGCGAUGGAGAAGGGAGGAUCCUCGUACGAUGACGUUGGCCGGCUAAUGGACGAGCUGGCGGCCCGCCGGAGCACCGUCAAGGUUGUAGAAGACAUCCAGGCCAGCUGCUGA
Triticum turgidum subsp. durum (durum wheat) is the source of this 1071-nucleotide messenger RNA. The record is from the annotation of a GenBank genome assembly. NCBI's taxonomy places the organism in Eukaryota, Viridiplantae, Streptophyta, Magnoliopsida, Poales, Poaceae.